AUGGCGCCUGCAGUGUGGGCUCGUUGUCUCUUCACCAGGUCGAGAAUUCCAGACUGGGUAUUUCAGCCACGGCCUGGAGACCAUGAAAAGUAUGGAGGUGACCCUGAGCAGCCCCACAAAAUCCACGUUGUUACUAGAAUAAAAAGUGCAAUCGGUCGCCCGUAUUGGGAAAAGAAGAUAGUACAUGAUCUUGGCCUGGAUAAAGCACAUCAGCCAAGACUGCACAAAAAUAUCCCUUCUGUGAAUGCCAAACUGAAAAUUAUUAAACAUCUGAUAAGGAUACAGCCACUGAAAUUACCUUAUGGGUUGCCAACAGAAGAGGAAAUGUCAGACACCUUUCUUACAAGCAAGGGAGAGCUUGUCAUUAAACGGCACCUGAAACCUGUGGAGCAGAAAGAAAUUAAGUCAUAA
This is a messenger RNA of Merops nubicus (carmine bee-eater), 411 nucleotides long. RefSeq names its product mitochondrial ribosomal protein L30 (gene MRPL30). The transcript is spliced from 4 exons. The coding region runs from base 1 to 411 and encodes 136 amino acids. Lineage: Eukaryota; Metazoa; Chordata; Aves; Coraciiformes; Meropidae. The record is from RefSeq and is a predicted model, not a curated record. Gene Ontology annotation, cellular component: mitochondrion; large ribosomal subunit. Gene Ontology annotation, biological process: translation. Gene Ontology annotation, molecular function: structural constituent of ribosome.